AUGGGAGUUUGUAUAAGUAACAACCAAUCAGCAUAAACCGAAAUUGCAAUUGAGUAAAUGCUUCCGUCAUAAUUGAUUAAGCCUAAUCAAUCCUUGUCUAAUUCAGUGGUGGAACUGCGGAGAGGAGAGAGGAAGCGUUAAGCCAAAAUAGAGGUAGCUGAGGAACAAACUCAUGAGAAUGUAAGUAAAUAACAAAAAGAGAAAAGUCCCUUUGACUUUCAAAUGAUUUUGAAUGCAUUUGGCAAUCAUUUUAUGUUUGCUCAAAUGGAUAAUAAUGACAAAGCAAAACUGAUAGAGGAAAUGUAUUAUGUUACAACGAAAGAUUAGGAGUUCAUAUUUAAGCAGGGGGAGAAGGCAACAUUAUUUUUCAUAAUUGAACGAGGCUAAUGUUAGAUAAUAAUAAAUGGGGAGAAAAAGAGGAUAUUGAAGCCAUCUGAAUUUUUCGGAGAAUUGGCUUUGAUGUAUCAUGCUCCCCGUUCAGCUUCUGUGUGUGCAAUUGGAGAUUGCGGAUUUUGGGUUUUAGAGAGGAAUAAGUUUAGAAAGGCAGUUGAAGAUAUCUAGCAAAAGGCUUAUGAAACCAAUAGAGAAUUUCUCAUUUAAGUAAAAUUCUUUGAUUUCAUGACUGAAGAAUAGAGAGAUAGCAUUGCAAAUGUCUUAAUCACAUUAAAAUUCAAGUAAGGAGAAUCUAUAGUAAAUGAGGGUGAUAUGGCAAAUUCAUUUUAUAUCAUUUAGAAAGGAACUGUUCAAGUGAUCAAGUAAGGACAAAUCUUAAGGCAAAUGAAUCAAGGAGAGUCUUUUGGUGAAUAAGCUCUAUUUGGGAAUUGCGUAAGAGGGGCAACAGUCAAAGCACACGAUUCAGAUGUCAAUCUCUUAUCUUUAAGUAGAGAGGACAUUACAACUAUCUUGGGAGAGAAGAUUCAGUUAAUUAUUUACACCAAUAUGCAGAAAUGGGCAUUUGAAAAACACCCAUAAUUAAGGGAUUUAACUAAAAUGCAAAUCUAAAAGAUUGUUUCAAAUUUCAAGAUCAAAACAUAUGAGAGUAAUGAUUACAUCUUUAAAAUCAAUUAAUUGGUGGAUAAAUUGAUUAUUAUCCUUGAUGGACAAUUGGAAUUUGAAGGUCAAUUAUAUAACAAUGGUUAACUCUUUGGAGAUAAAUAUUUAUAAAUGGAUGAGCAAAAGAGAAAAAUAAAUAAUGACAUUAAAACUACGAGAAAAACUACAUUGUCAGAACUUUCCUAUCAUUAAUUCUUUGAAUGCAUAGGUGGGAAAUUGGAAAUUGUUGUUAAGAAAAACAAGGAUCGCUUUAAUUAUAUUUCGAGCUCAAUCGAAAAAAGAUAAAGCAAUUACUCCUUGCUUACCUUAGAAGAUUUCAUCGGAUUAAAAUUACUAGGGGAAGGAACCUUUGGAAAUGCUUAUCUAGUUAAGGAUAUACCCUAAUAAAGUAUGCAUGUCAUGAAAUGUGUCCCUAAAGUCAAUGUCAUUGCAAACAAUACAGAGAGACAUAUCAAAAACGAGAAAUAUGUGUUAGAAUUGCUUCAUCAUUCGAAUUUAGUGUGUUUUCGUAGAUCGUUUAAGGAUUAGAAUUACAUAUACUUAUUAACAGAGUACAUUCAGGGGAAGGAAUUGUUUCAUGUGAUUAGGGAAAUUGGACUAUUGAAUUCCUAUGAAACCUAGUUUUAUAUUGCUUAAAUGAUAACCAUCUUAGAGAAAAUGCAUUCCCAAAAUAUUAUUUAUAGAGAUGUCAAACCAGAAAAUUUUAUAGUUAUGGAAAAUGGUUACAUCAAAUUGAUUGAUAUGGGUACUGCCAAGGUCUUAAAGUCAAAGGCCUCCAAAACUUAUACAGUUGUUGGGACUCCCCAUUACAUGUCUCCGGAUAUCUUGAAGGGUAAGGGUUACAGUUUUUCAACCGAUCUUUGGUCCUUAGGGAUUUGCUUCUAUGAACUUAUGUGUGGAGAAGUGCCAUUUGGUGGAGAUGAAGAAGACGACCCAUUUAUUAUAGAGGAAGCCAUUUUAAAUGGGAAAUUGGAGUAUCCCCAAAUCUUGAAGGAUUUCAAGGCUAUCAAAUUAAUGGAUCAAUUGAUGAAUCGGACACCUGAAUUGAGAUUGGGAGGGUCUUAUGAUGCCUUGAAAGUGCAUCCUUGGUUCGAUGGCUUCUAGUGGGAAGAUUUAGAGGCUUCGCUGAUAAAACCACCAUACAUUCCGAAAUUAUAGUAAAUGGCCUAUGAACAUAUGCCAUUUCUAGACAUGAUCAAAAGAGAUACUAGCCCAGAAAUGAUUUGCACUUAAUAGGUUGACUGGGAUCAAGACUUUUGA
This is a messenger RNA of Paramecium tetraurelia, 2313 nucleotides long. RefSeq lists its product as uncharacterized. The transcript is spliced from 8 exons. Gene Ontology annotation, biological process: peptidyl-serine phosphorylation; signal transduction. Gene Ontology annotation, cellular component: cAMP-dependent protein kinase complex. The record is from RefSeq and is a predicted model, not a curated record. NCBI's taxonomy places the organism in Eukaryota, Ciliophora, Oligohymenophorea, Peniculida, Parameciidae. Gene Ontology annotation, molecular function: cGMP-dependent protein kinase activity; ATP binding; cAMP-dependent protein kinase activity.